UCGGACGCUAUUUAUGACGGACAAAAAUAAUACGGAGCGGAAGUAGAGCCAACAGCUGAGGCCUGAAAACAUUUAUUAAUAUUAAAGGCUUUACAUUUAGUGCUGUUACGUGUCCACAGACGGAUAGAUGUCUGAUGCAUCAGAUUUUCCCAACCAAGUAGAAGAGGAGGUUUCACCCGAAGAACAGGAGCAGUCUGAGGACAGCAGUGAGGAAGAAGCUGCAGGAGAUACAGAAAGUACCUGAAACCCUUUUAGUGUGGACUUCCUGCGCAGCCUCUUCUCCAGCACCCUGGGCCUCGGCUCGGCUGAGAAAGUUCUGGAUGAGCUGACUCUGGCCGGAGUGGCGCGGUACAUUAACAGUGGCAAAUGUGAGGAUCUGCGUAAACGGGUUUACUCUGGUUCCAGUUGUAAGUGAUGGCAUCACAGGUUUCUCUGCGUCCAAACAGGUAAAAACAUAGUCUGCAUGGUUGGAGCAGGAAUAUCAACAUCUGCGGGGAUCCCAGACUUCCGCUCACCAGGGACUGGCCUGUAUGCAAACCUGCAGAAAUACAACCUGCCCUACCCAGAGGCCAUUUUUCAGAUAGAUUACUUUAAGAAACAUCCUGAGCCGUUCUUCGCCCUAGCGAGGGAGCUUUACCCCGGACAGUUUAAGCCAACAAUCUGCCACUACUUCAUAAAGAUGCUGAAGGACCAGGGACUCCUGAGACGCUGCUACACACAGAACAUCGACACCCUGGAGCGAGUGGCCGGGCUGCAGGGCGAGGACCUGAUUGAGGCCCACGGAACAUUCUACACCUCACACUGUGUCAGCUUCUGCUGCCGCAAAGAGUACACCCUGGACUGGAUGAAAGAAAAAAUCUUCGCCGAUGCGAUUCCUAAAUGUGAGAAAUGCGGCAGUUUGGUGAAACCAGAUAUUGUUUUCUUUGGAGAGAGUCUUCCUUCCCGUUUCUUCACUUCAGUGAAGCAGGACUUCCCUCGUUGUGACCUGCUCAUCGUCAUGGGAACGUCUCUGCAGGUGCAGCCGUUUGCCAGUUUAGUCAGCAGAGUUCCCAAAAGUUGCCCCAGACUUCUCAUUAACAUGGAAAAAGCUGGAGAGGCUGGUCCCAUGUUGGGGUUGUUGGGUUUUGGAGGAGGGAUGGACUUUGACUCGGACAAAGCCUACAGAGAUGUGGCUCACAUCAGCACGUGUGACGAUGGCUGCUUGGCUCUCGCUGAGUUGUUGGGUUGGAAG
Nothobranchius furzeri (turquoise killifish) is the source of this 1231-nucleotide messenger RNA. The record is from RefSeq and is a predicted model, not a curated record. Lineage: Eukaryota; Metazoa; Chordata; Actinopteri; Cyprinodontiformes; Nothobranchiidae.